Messenger RNA from Penicillium maclennaniae, 990 nucleotides. RefSeq lists its product as uncharacterized. Bases 1 to 990 code for a protein of 329 amino acids. The record is from RefSeq and is a predicted model, not a curated record. NCBI's taxonomy places the organism in Eukaryota, Fungi, Ascomycota, Eurotiomycetes, Eurotiales, Aspergillaceae. The transcript is spliced from 3 exons.
AUGAAGUCUGGAGAGCUCGACUCUCCUCCUAGUGGGGUCAGCUCCCAAGUAGACAGCAACCCGGAUAGCGAAGAAAGCGACGAUAACGACGACCCGAUCAUAGCUCAAUUUGGUGACCAGGCCAAAGCUAUUGCAGAGGCGGGUGCCGAACAAGUCGGAUUAGAUAUUGCUACAAAAUCACUCUGUACGCUGAUUGUGACUGGCAUUGAGGCCCUCCUUAACGGGGUAGAACUGGCGAUUCCUCUUUUUAGGGAGAUUACAAUCGGCCUUGAAAGCUUGGCAGAAGUGUUUGCCAACCGAUUUAUCAUCAAAGCAUACAGCGACCUGGUCGAGAAGGAGGGCAAAGCUGCAAUCAAAGCCACCGAAAACAAGCUCGAGCCCAAGAGAGUGACCAAGAGACCAACCAACACACGACCUCCGAAAUCAUCGCAUACGUCAGCGAGAACACGAACUACAGAUCAAUAUGGCAUAAAGAGAGCCGACAAUCCCAAUUGCAAGCGACGAAAGAGGUCUGCCCGCACGACAACGGAAAUCUCGGAUCAGCUUCAAGGGCGCAUAACAAGGACUAUCACGCUAGACUGCGAUAGAUACCCUCAGCCGUGCUGGCACUACUCCUCGGUGAUCAGUAAUAACCCACACUCUGCGUAUGUGACGUGCCCAUACCGCCCUCAGCCGUUGACACAGCGUGGUGCGGUGGACGAGUGGAAUAAUAAGCAUGAUCGGGACCUCGUUGACGCAGAUGUUGAAUGUGAGGCGGAUGAGUGGCCCGCUACAAAGUACAUUGAGGUAAAUAACGGCUACAAAUAUUUGGAGGGACAUGGGAACCGAGUUCCAAAAGUUAAAAAACAAUUUAUUCGCCUUCUGUCUCAGGCCCAAAACGGAGCCGCUAGUCAAAAAUUCAAAGGUUGCCCGAAAAUGGCCAGAAGAGAAGAUAUUCAAACUGAGAUCAGUUUGGAGGCUCCGGCGCACGAAGGACUGUAUACUGAAUAG